Messenger RNA from Pantherophis guttatus, 1002 nucleotides. It is a transcript of the gene LIN37, whose product is annotated as lin-37 DREAM MuvB core complex component. The record is from RefSeq and is a predicted model, not a curated record. NCBI's taxonomy places the organism in Eukaryota, Metazoa, Chordata, Lepidosauria, Squamata, Colubridae. Gene Ontology annotation, cellular component: transcription repressor complex; Myb complex. Gene Ontology annotation, biological process: negative regulation of transcription by RNA polymerase II.
GGGGGUUGCGUGCAAAGCUAGGAAAGGAAGCGAGCCAGCCCAAGCAGAGAGCCCGACAGCGAUCCCUCCCGAAGGAUUUGGCUUCGAUCUGCUCCAUUGGAAGAGCUGGAAUCGCUCCUUUUCCACCCAAAGAAAUUGCUUCUCGACAAACAUGUUACAUACCAAAGUCAAAACAGAAAAACCAGAUCUUGAGACGGCCAAUGCGCGAAACCGUCUUGAUGCCGUCCUACAGUGUCUGCUGGAGAAAACCGAUGUUGACAGGGAUCAAAUGGAAGAGGACCCUGGAAAGACAUCAUCAGAUGCGCUCAGCAAGGACCCUUCUCCUAUUGCUACAGGAAAGAGGCCUUCUACUCGAUUCUCCCAUCACCGUCGCAAGAAGAGGAAAGAGAUGGACGACGGACUCACUGAAGGGGGACCACAAAAGCAGAACACCUACAUCAUCAAGCUGUUUGAUCGAAGUGUAGACCUGGCCCAGUUCUCUGAGAGCACCCCACUAUACCCCAUCUGCCGAGCUUGGAUGCGGAAUAGUCCCAUGGUGCGGGAACAGGAACGAUCUCCCAGCCCAAAUCUACCCACCCUGCUUGAAGAUGAAGAGGGCGUCGAAGUCUUAAAUGGGAAAAUCCAGGAUGUCUACAAGCUACCAUCGCCUAUCCCUUGCCAGACAAAUCCUGCAGGGGAACCCAUUAACCUGCGUAUCCCAUUCCCACCAGCAUCUGAAGAGGAAACAAAAGUGGCUGCUGAAACGACUUCUGAAGUGGUCCCUUCAAUGUCUACCCUCAUCUACAAGAACAUGGAGAGAUGGAAGAAGAUCAGACAAAGGUGGAAAGAAGCUUCGCAGAAGAACCAGUUGCGCUAUGCUGAGAGCAUGAAGAUCCUUAAAGAGAUGUAUGAACGGCAAUGAAGAGUGAGGGGCUCGUGUCUUCUUGGAAUCCCUCAUCUUCUGGAAUACAGAAGUGACUGCUUCUGAGUUUGUCGAUCAAUAAAUGCAGCUUUUGUUUUGCA